This is a messenger RNA of Vitis riparia (riverbank grape), 1379 nucleotides long. RefSeq names its product NAC domain-containing protein 43. Bases 114 to 1286 code for a protein of 390 amino acids. The transcript is spliced from 3 exons. The record is from RefSeq and is a predicted model, not a curated record. Gene Ontology annotation, biological process: regulation of DNA-templated transcription. Gene Ontology annotation, molecular function: DNA binding. NCBI's taxonomy places the organism in Eukaryota, Viridiplantae, Streptophyta, Magnoliopsida, Vitales, Vitaceae.
UUUUCUAUAAGAUUCUCAGCUUUUCUCUUCCUUCCCUACCUCUUUUCAUUAAUGCUUUGAUCAGCUCUGAUAAUUACUACUAUUUUGAGACCAUCUUUGAUUUCUCUAGUUAAAUGCCAGAAAGUAUGAGUAUAUCUGUGAAUGGGCAGUCUCAGGUCCCUCCUGGCUUCCGAUUUCAUCCCACUGAAGAGGAGCUCUUGAACUACUACUUGAGGAAGAAGGUUUUGUAUGAGAAGAUCGACUUGGACGUAAUUCGUGAUGUUGAUCUGAAUAAGCUUGAGCCAUGGGACAUUCAAGAGAAGUGUAGAAUAGGAUCCACCCCUCAAAACGAUUGGUACUUCUUCAGCCACAAGGACAAGAAAUAUCCCACGGGAACCAGGACUAAUCGCGCCACUGCAGCUGGGUUUUGGAAGGCCACAGGCCGUGAUAAGGUGAUAUACAGCAGCUUCAAACGGAUUGGAAUGAGGAAGACUCUGGUGUUCUAUAAAGGCCGAGCCCCACAUGGCCAAAAAUCUGACUGGAUCAUGCAUGAGUACAGACUUGAUGAUAACACCAAUGAUACCCAGGUCUCUAAUGCUGUGGCAGAAGCACAGGAAGAGGGGUGGGUGGUUUGUCGUAUCUUCAAGAAGAAAAACCAUCACAAAACCGUAGAAAGCGGUAGCCCUAUGAGUUCAUCAUCCAUCACUGCAGAGACAAGGACCCAGUUGCUGAAUUCAAGUGAUGAGGGAGCUCUGGAGCAGAUAUUUCAGCAUAUGGGGAGGACAUGCAAGGAGGAUAACAAUGAAGCAAACAACAGCAGAAGAUUUCUGAGGUCCAUUGACACAGUCAUCAACAAUGGCAGUACCCUCCAUGACAGAUUCAUGAAGCUUCCAACACUAGAGAGCCCAAACUCCACAAGUAGCCAAAACUGUUACCAGCCCAUCCAUGUCCAGAUGAUCCCAGAGAAUGAAGCAGCUCCCAUCACCCCCCACCCAGUCUACCACUUGGACACGGGCCUGAAUGAUGACUGGGCAGCCCUUGAUAGGCUUGUGGCUUCUCACCUGAAUGGUCAAACAGACACCUCCAAGCAACUAGCCUGCUUCAAUGACCCCUCCAUGCCUUUCUCUUCACCCACUGAUCAUAAUGAUCAUGACUCCCAGCUGCUGCAGCCACGCUCCUCAUCAUCAACCACCAGGUCUUACCACCCCACUCAGGACUACAACACUGAAAUCGACCUGUGGAGCUUUACCAGAUCAUGUCUGCAAUCAUCUGACCCGCUAUGCCACAUCUCCAACACUCCAUCAUAGCAGGAAACCCCUACAUACAAUAAUGUAAUAAUAUCAUUCUAGUUGUUUAAGUCAGCACCUUCUUAUCAUUUCAGCAGUACUUAUAUCUAUAUC